GCUGCCUCCUGUAGUUGGUGAAAGUUUCUGUAUUCUCUCUUGAUUUACAACGUACAUAAUAGCAUCAUGUUUAAGAUUUUUUUUUCUUUUUUGUGCACAGCAUUUUGUUAAGAAAUCUCCAAAAGUAUGAGAGAAGUAAUGCAACAGAAGUAUAUACGAGAAGACUAAAUAAAGAAAGAAUAUUAGCAUAUUUUUUUACCUUCCCGCAGUAAGAUCGUCGGUGCAGCGGACGGUAAAGAUGGAUCUAAAGUUUGUGAACAGCGAAGUUGGAAGUACGUUAGUGAAAUAUAUCAGCAUAUUAUAGAGAUGAGAGAACAUGAAGAACCUUUGACUCAUUGCCCCUUUUUCCCUGACAAAGUGUAGAUCAAUUUCAAUAUGCUUGGGAUGUAGAGGCUUCACUAAAUUUGUAGAUAAAUACACUGAGCUUAUAUUGUCACAAAACACCAACAUUGAUGUACUUAUAAUUAGAGGACAGUGUAGCUCAAGCAAUAGGUUACACAAGAAGCAAGUAGGUCUCCACAACUGUAUUUGUAUUUUACUGUUGUAGUUUGUAUUUCUUUUAUUCUGCUACUCAUAUAAUUCUAUAAUUUAUUUUUUUUAAAAAUUGAAAAUGAUAAUACAAUCUUAACAUAUUAAUUACAACCAACAAAAAAAAAGUGCAAGAAUAUGGAAGUUUCUUUUUGUGGAAUAUAAUAUGGUGUUUAUAUAGGAAAGAAUUAAAACCCUGGAAAGAACUUUGUUAAAACCCAAAUUUUGGAUAGAAAUCAUGAGCCCAUAUUUUAAAAAGCUUAUAUUAAUAUAAAAGAGCUCGAUCUCAGUUCUCCAACGAACUUCUCGGGUCUCUCUCUUGUCUUCUCCCAUACACUCCCUUCAAAGCAAUCUGUGUACAGAUGGAGAGGGCGACGACACAGCAACAGCAGGCUCCACCGGUAGCUGAGGAGCUGAAUCUUGACUACGUAAAGAGACAAACGCAGAGCUUACAAAAGGCCAUAUCUCGAAUCCUUGAAGACUUCGAAGCUUAUUCCCAAACCAACACUACUCCCAAAUGGAAGGACAUUCUAGGGCGAUACAAGAUGAUAAAUCUCGACCUCUUUAUCCUUGUGGAAGAAGUCAAACAAGUUUCCAAGGCCCUUGUUGUGUUUCCGAAGAACGUGAACGCUGAGAAUGCUUCAAUUUUACCGGUUAUGUUGGCUUCCAAGUUGCUCCCCGAGAUGGAAACUGAUAACAAUGUCAAGAUUGAUCACUUGCUUCAAGAUGUUCAGAGUUUGCCUGUGCCAAUGCAAAUCGAAACCCUAAAGGUGUGAGAGUUUGUGUGUGCGUAUAUCUCUUUGUGUUAGGAGUUUUUACUGAAGGUUGUUUCUUUUUUUUACUAGGAGAGGAUUGGCAAGAUUGCAGAAGUUUGUGGAAAUGCAGGGAAAGUGUUAGCUGAUGCUCGUAAAGCUUAUGGACUGGCCCCCCAACGAGGAGGUCCUUCUAUGCUUCCUACUACUAUGGAUAAAGCUCAAGCUGAAAAGAUUCGGGAGCAGGAGAACAUGCUACGAGCUGCUGUAAACGAAGGUGAAGGUAAGGGAGAUUCAGUUUUUAACAUGUACUGAAACAUUUGCUUUAAGUAAGACGCUAGGUUUUUGAUUUUGUUAAAUUCGAUACUUGUGGCUCAAGGAAUAAGACUGCCUCCAGACCAGAGACAGAUCACCACGGAACUUCCACCGCAUAUGGUAGAUGCGCUAUUCGUCAACGAUGCAGGUAUAAGACCUAACAAGCUAGACUCCAUCCUUGUUCUUUCUUUCGUUCUUUAACGAUUAUCUAACUAUCUUCCCUUGCAUGCCGUUUCUUGCAGUGUUUAACAGCAGCGGAAUGAUGCAAACACAACAGUCUCAGUCUCAGCAACCAGAAGAACAGCAGCAGCACCAACAACAAGGAGGAGAGUAUUGAAAUAUGCAGACCAAUCAGCAGAAUCUACAGCCUAAACCCUCAAUAAAAAUAGUCCCAUUUGUAUAACUCGGGCUCUUAAUGGGCCUUAUUUUUGCAACUGUAUAUAGCUAAAACGUUAGCAUAAUGGGUCUCGUCCAUUAUUACUAUGAUGAUAGCCUAAUGGGUCUGGUCCAUUCUUACUAUGAUGAUAUUGUUGAUAUAACACCCGACCACUUGGUUUUGUUAUGUACUUCCCCUAUUUUGUAACUCUUGUUUCUCACAACGUGCGGCCUGAAACACGAAGCAGAAAUCGGACGGUGUAGGAUCGGUUUAGAACUGACGGACUCUCUGGUGUUCGACACGUAUUAGUGACGUCGCAAUCUCGACGCCGUUGAUGGGUACACGACAAAACGUAAACGCGUUUUUUGUUGUACACGGGACUCGAUAACAGCGACGUGUCCAUCAAGUUUAUUUACCUGUUUGUUUCCAAACUCUGAACAGAGGGCUCAAAAACAGCGACUCGGAAGUUACUGAAUUUUUCUGACAAUUUGUUUUCUUCUCAACUCAAUUUUGUUUAGAAAUAAUGCAUUUUAUGUACUUUUCUUAUUUUUGGCGUAGUUUAAUUUUGAUGUACUUAGGUUUGGCAUCAUAUAUAUGUAGAACAUUGAAUUUGAAUUGCGCUUUUAGUUUUAUUUGAAUCAAAUAUACUUUAGAAUUGUCUAAUUCUACGUUCAAAGACAAAACGAAAAAUAAAUUAUUGUGUGAAAGUUAACAUUAUACAAAAAAGUAAUAUACCAUUUGAUGAUAUGAUAAAGGCAGCCUAUAAGAGUUGAUUAGUAGCAUUAUUAAUCCUCAACACAAAUAACUAGAAAACUAGAUCUACUGAUGGAAUAAUGAUGAAGAUGAGAUUGGCCAAACGAAUUAAAUGCUAACACCAAGAAGUCUCCGAUGAUGAGAAAUCUGACAAAUGGAGGAGAAGUGCAGAUUCUCUUGUCUCUCUUCUUCUCUAUAAAAAUACAGCUAUAUUGUCAUGAAGUAAAUGCAACACACAGAUAAAAAGCUUGGAAAUGAAACGGACAGAUAGAUAAAGGAGACAAAGCAGAAGUUAUGAAAUGUCUCUUUAGCUUAAAACGUUUUGUAGA
This is a messenger RNA of Brassica napus (rape), 3053 nucleotides long. RefSeq names its product mediator of RNA polymerase II transcription subunit 8-like. Lineage: Eukaryota; Viridiplantae; Streptophyta; Magnoliopsida; Brassicales; Brassicaceae. The record is from RefSeq and is a predicted model, not a curated record. The transcript has 3 exons. Bases 891 to 1304 code for a protein of 137 amino acids. Gene Ontology annotation, cellular component: mediator complex.